GAUAAGGGAGGACAUAGGGAAAGGAAGAGGAAAAGGAGGACUCUACCAGAAAUAACAGCAGUGCUUCGGAAACAAACAACAACAAAAACAACCCAUGCGACUUGCUUGAAAAAAUAAGAAUGUAUUAUUGCCUUUAUAAGUAAACAAAAUUAUGAUUCCAUUGGUGCACUGUGCUUGUAGCCUACUAUUCUAAAUUCGUAGGUGACAAUUAGCCUAGAUAAAAACCGGCUUGGACUGCUACUUCUCGUUUACAAAGAGAGAAUGUCCGACAAGUAUGGAUAUUAGAACAGAAAUAAAACCAGCUAGCGUUAUAAACGACCAAAGGAGAUCCAAGGGUGCAAAAUAAGAAGAUCGACUAGAAGCUGUCGAAAGCAUGGAUUUUAGCGGGCUUCGGAAUCUCAUCACUAGAUUCUGUGCGGGAGAGGAGAACUGGGUGGACAGUCGGACGGUGUACAUCGGUCAUCGGCAGCCCCCUCCGGGAACAGAGGCCUACAUCCCUCAGCGUUACCCCGACAACCGCAUAGUCUCCUCCAAGUAUACCUUCUGGAAUUUUGUUCCGAAGAACCUCUUCGAACAGUUCAGAAGAAUUGCUAACUUCUACUUCCUCAUCAUAUUUUUGGUUCAGCUGAUCAUCGACACCCCUACCAGCCCCAUCACCAGCGGUCUGCCCCUGUUCUUCGUCAUCACCGUCACUGCCAUCAAACAGGGCUAUGAGGACUGGCUCAGGCACAAGGCAGACAACUCCAUCAACCGCUGUCCUGUCCACAUCAUCCAGCAUGGCAAGGUGGUGAUGAAGCAGAGCCGCAAACUCAGGGUUGGCGACAUCGUCCGAGUGAAGGAAGAUGAGACUUUCCCCUGUGACCUCAUCCUCCUGUCCACCAGCCGAGAGGACGGGACGUGCUUCGUCACGACGGCCAGUUUGGACGGGGAGUCCAGUCACAAAACGUACUACGCAGUGCAGGACACUCAGGCCUUUCAAACAGAGGAGGACCUGGACAGCCUACAGGCCACCAUUGAGUGCGAGCAGCCGCAGCCUGACCUCUACAAGUUUGUGGGGCGCAUCAAUAUUUAUCAAGACCGAAACGAACCUUCUGCAAGGCCUUUAGGAUCCGAGAACCUGCUACUCAGAGGAGCCACGCUGAAAAACACUGAUUGUAUUUAUGCUGUCGCCAUCUACACGGGCAUGGAGACCAAGAUGGCCCUGAACUACCAGUCCAAAACGCAGAAGCGCUCGGCUGUGGAGAAGUCAAUGAAUGCCUACCUGAUAGUGUACCUGUGCAUCCUGAUCAGCAAGGCUCUGAUCAACACCGUGCUGAAGUACGUGUGGCAGGCCGACCCCGACCGGGACGAGCCCUGGUACAACCGGAGGACCGAGACGGAGAGGCAGCGGCACGUGCUGAUCAGGGCUUUCACGGACUUCCUGGCCUUCAUGGUGCUCUUCAACUACAUCAUCCCCGUGUCCAUGUACGUCACCGUGGAGAUGCAGAAGUUCCUGGGCUCCUACUUCAUCACCUGGGACGAGGAGAUGUUUGACGAGGAGCUGGGGGAGGGGGCGCUAGUGAACACGUCUGACCUCAAUGAGGAACUGGGACAGGUGGAGUAUGUGUUCACGGACAAGACGGGGACGUUGACGGAGAACAACAUGGAGUUCAUCGAGUGCUGCGUAGACGGGCACAUCUAUGUCCCCCACGCCAUCUGCAACGGGCAGAUCCUAGCUGACUCCUGCGACAUCGACAUGAUCGACUCCUCGCCCGGAGCAGGAGGGAGGGAGCGAGAGGAGCUGUUCUUCCGCGCACUCUGCCUCUGCCACACCGUGCAGGUGAAGGAGGAGGAGACGGUCGACGGCAUCAAGAGGGGCAUCCACCAGGGCAAGGCCACCUCCUUCUACAUCUCCUCCUCCCCCGACGAGGUGGCGCUGGUGGAGGGCAUGAAGAGGCUUGGCUUCACCUACCUGCGUCUGAAGGAGAGUCACAUGGAGAUCCUGAACCGGGACGAUGAGGUGGAGAGGUUUGAGCUGCUGGAGGUGCUGAACUUCGACUCGGUCCGGAGAAGAAUGAGCGUCAUCGUGCGAUCCACCACAGGCGAGUACUACCUGUUCUGCAAAGGCGCCGACUCCGCCAUCUUCCCCCGGGUGAUUUCCGGAAAGGUGGAGCAGGUGCGAUCCCGGGUGGAGCACAACGCAGUGGAGGGCUUGCGGACGCUGUGCGUGGCCUAUAAGACCCUGACCCAGGCGGAGUAUGAAGACGUGUGCCAGCAGCUCAACAGCGCCAAGCUGGCCCUGCACGACCGCGACCGCAGGCUGGCCGAGGCCUACGACAUCAUCGAGAAGGACUUCAUCCUGCUGGGGGCCACCGCCGUGGAGGACAGGCUCCAGGAGAAGGCGGCGGACACCAUCGAGUCGCUGCACAAGGCGGGGAUGAAGGUGUGGGUCCUCACGGGGGACAAGAUGGAGACGGCGGCGGCCACCUGCUACGCCAGCAAGCUGUUCCGCCGCAGCACGCAGAUCCUGGAGCUGACCACCAAGCACACGGACCAGCAGAGCCUCCACGAGGUCCUGUUCGGCCUGAGCCGCACCGUGCUCCGGCAACAAGGCACCAUGAGCCGCGACACCUUCUCAGGCCUCUCCAACAACUUCCACGACUACGGCCUGAUCAUCGACGGAGCCACGCUGUCGGCCGUGCUCAAGCCCGCCCAGGACGACAGCUCGGGGAACUACAAGGAGAUCUUCCUGGAGAUCUGUCGCAACUGCAGCGCCGUGCUCUGCUGCCGCAUGGCGCCCCUGCAGAAGGCGCAGAUCGUGAAAUUGAUCAAGAUGUCGAAGGAGCACCCUAUCACCCUCGCUAUAGGGGAUGGAGCCAAUGAUGUCAGUAUGAUCCUGGAGGCUCAUGUGGGCAUAGGCAUUAUGGGUAAAGAGGGUCGACAGGCUGCACGGAAUAGUGACUAUGCAAUCCCAAAGUUCAAACACUUGAAGAAGAUGCUGCUUGUCCACGGUCACUACUACUACAUUCGGAUUUCUGAGCUGGUACAGUACUUCUUCUACAAGAAUGUCUGCUUCAUCUUCCCUCAAUUCCUGUACCAGUUUUUCUGCGGGUUCUCCCAGCAGCCUCUGUACGACACAGCCUAUCUGACCCUGUACAACAUAAGCUUCACCUCCCUGCCCAUCCUGCUGUACAGCCUCAUAGAGCAGCACAUCAGCACGGACAUCCUGAAGAGGGAUCCCACUCUGUACAGGGACAUCGCCAAAAACUCCCUACUGCGGUGGCGGAUUUUCAUCUACUGGACGUUCCUGGGAGUCUUCGACGCAAUGGUGUUCUUCUUCGGUGCUUACUUCCUGUUCGACAACACCACCUUCACCAGCAAUGGUCAGAUGUUUGGGAAUUGGACCUUUGGCACGCUUGUCUUCACUGUGCUGGUAUUUACAGUCACACUUAAGCUGGCCCUGGACACGCACUACUGGACGUGGAUCAACCACUUUGUCAUCUGGGGCUCCUUGCUUUUCUAUGUGAUUUUCUCUCUCCUGUGGGGAGGAAUCAUUUGGCCGUUCCUGAACUACCAGAGGAUGUACUACGUGUUCAUGCAGAUGCUGUCGAGCGGCCCGGCCUGGCUCAGCAUCAUCCUGCUCAUCACCGUCUGCCUGCUGCCCGACGUGCUGAAGAAGGUGCUGUGGCGCGCCCUGUGGCCCACCACCACCGAGUGCAUCCAGAACGCUGACCGGCUGUACCAGGGCCACCUGUCUGAGUUCACCCCACUGGCCUCGCUCCACGCCCCCGACCGCAAGAAAGGCCCGGCCCCGGGCAACCGCCACAGAAGGUCUGAGCGCCUUUCCAAAAAGCUGAUGUACACCCACUGGGGGGGCCGUCCGGAAUACUACUGCACUUUCGGCUCCUUCCUCGGAUUCGGGGCGAACGGCCGGCACUCCGCCGCAGGCCCCGAGACCGCGGUGUAACCCCCAGACCCUUGGCUUCAGUCCUACCAAUGCCUUUAAUAACCAGAUAAACGAAUGCACUCACAGAUUCAACACGCCCCGGUCACGUUGCGCGUCACACUGCUCUCGGAGGGGGGGUGUGAAAGUAUUCCAGUAGAUGGUCUGGGCAGCCGACGCGUGGGGCUGCAUCAGUCUGGAACUGUGUGACCUCCGACCCCACCCAUCUGCUCCAUGUGCGACCCCUGACCCCCCCCCACCACCCUCCAGCCCAGACCCUGUUGCUCCACCCUUUUCUCUCUCUGGAUGAUAUUACUUGAAACUAGCUUUGGGGGAGACGGGAGUUUUUUCGCUCGACCGUCUACUUUGAAGGACAAAAACGGAAAGUGCCGACAAUGUGUGUGAAGAGUGUGAGAGCGGUUGUGAGAGCCGUCCGUGAGAUUGUGCCUCCAUUUUUCACUGACUGGCCUUUUCUCUUUCUCUUUGUUUUUUUCUCCUUUUUUUCCCCCCCCACCCCACUCCUUCUCCUUUCCACCUAUCUUGCUUUCUGUAGAACAAACUGGUGUUGUCUCUGUGCGAAUCUGUGCUGGAGAAACACACCGUGAGAUGCUUUGUGUACUACUCUCGUUGUAAGUGGCCAGGUCUAGCCAGCGGAACCCUUGUGCUGGACUGCUUUAAUAGAUGCCACGUAGCCGUGUAGUUGGAGUAGGGACCAGUGCUGUAACUGGAUGCCAGGUGGAGAAUGCCAUUAUUGUCACUGUGCUCACUGUACAUUAUAGCUGCAAUUUAGGUGACUAUUGACAAAUGAGACGCAUUUCCUGUGUUUAUCCAUAAAUGCUUAUUUAUUUACAUAAACGGAUUAAUCUGGGUCAUAUUUUGUUCAGUGAACAAAUCCUACCCCCCAUUUUUCAUGACUGUUUAUCCCAUGCACGCUCUAAUCAACUAAACAACCUUACACUACUAUGAUGGCACUCAGCGGUGUACCCUGGUCUACAUGCAGACGUGUGGACUCUGCUGUUAAACUCUUCUUCUUGUACCGUGAAAAGAAACCGGUACCUCAUUUUGGAUUUUUGGCCCCAGAGCUGCAUGUGGUCAUGGCAACCAGUUUACGCAGUGGUGCGAUGUGUUACAGCACUGUAUUUGUGUGUACUGGGAACCUUGUGUGCAACUUACUCCCUACGCUGUAGCCAAUCAGACAUUUUUUCUUUUGGGUUUUUAUUUAAUUUUAUUUCUUUACACCAGUGCUCAUGAAAGCCUGUGGUGUGGUGGAAAACUGAGAUGUGUCUGAAGAAGUCUGCCUUAAUACAACAGCAAUUCUGUAUUAGCCAGUAUUCUCUAAGCCAAAGGAGAAAAGCGAGGAGUCAUGCUUUGUGUUUUUUUUGCCUUACGCUGCGGGUGGUAGAGAUACGAGCAUACCCUACUAGGCCCAGCCAUCAUGCCUUAAAUACAUCACGGCUCCACCAUCCAACACGCGUGUGGUGAGCGGUAUAGGCUGGGGUGUAGCAGUAGAGCUGAGGAUCGUCACGAACAGAGUCUACUGAGACGGGAAAGGGGGUCACUUAACUCUCCGUUACCUCGCUCUGUGGAGUUCUGAGCCUGUCGCCGUUACUUCUCCAGAUCGCCUGGAGCGAAGCACUUUGUCCAUAACUUUGAGGUAUUGAUUUACUCAAAAGUUACAUUUUAUUUGCGGGGGGAAAAAACAAAAAAACAAAUAGCGGGUAAGAAUAAAAUUGACUUUUGACUGACUGGUAUUUCUGGUAGUUAGUGUGCAUUGUGGUUCCUUUGUGGUUCCUCCCUCCUCAUUCCCCUCUGUGCUCAUGUCUGAAGGGAUCAUUUUUAUUACAUUAGACAUCCUCUUCAGGGGUGCUACAGCGUGCUCAAGUACCCCAUUACUCUAGAGUUUUCGAGCUCUGUUUUUACUUUUAAGAGUGACUUGCAUGAGCAGCUUAGAAGUUCACAUCCUAUCUGAGUGAGCCAAGGGAGCAAUGGAAGUGCCCUCAGAAUGUAACCGGUAGCCCUUACCCGUGCCUGUUUAAUACAUGUACUUGGACCAAGGUGCACAGAGAAAUAGUUAUGGCACUAAUAUCAGUAGCUUUUAAGGAGCUUUUACUUCUAAAAACAAGCUCACUUUUUUCUGCAAAAGUGGUGAUUUGAGCAACCUGUAUGUUCUGUUAGUGAAGACUAAACUUGCUCAAGAGAAUGUUUAUUUUUAUUUUUUAUGAACAAAGCCAAGGUAAGUUUUUCUUGCAAGUUCUAACUGCUUCCAUUAGCCUUAAUAUGCAUUGAGGCCCUUUUAUCUUUUAUAAGUAUAAGGUCUGGCAUCAUCCAUCUACGGUAAUGGUAAGGUCUACCUUUAGUGCUUGUAUUCGCAUUUUUCCAUUUUGGAAAGUUCAGCCAUUAUUUUGGGCCAUUAAUCAUUUGCAGAAAAAUUGAUGCUAAUGGAAACCUGGCUAGUUUCCUUACCCUGAGCACCCUCUACAGGAGCAGUCUCCUACUUUCAACUCCUAUAGCAACUUCUAGUGGAGUCUGUCUGUUAGUCUCAGUUAGUCUGUGUUCAUCACACUUUUACCUCAAUUUUACCUCCAUUCUUUCUUUCAUUUCUCUCAAGCCCCCCUCCAUCUGCUCAUCUCAUAAGCUGAUGCUUGUGAGGGUCACUGCAUGGAUGUUCAGUCCGCAUGUCCUUCCUCUGCCCAUCUGCUCACAUGCUCCCUCUAGUGGCGUGGAGUGCCACUGCAGCACAUUGGAAUGGGAUUUAGAGCAGGAUUAUAAAAUGAUGGUGACCACAUCAGAAUGUCUUUUGUUUUUAGAUGCCCUUAGUGGACGAUGGGUAGGUGCCUUCUGGCAUGGUUUGUAUUGUGUGCAAACGACUUGUAUGUUACUGAGAUGUCCUGUUUCUUUAUUCUGUCAAAAAAUAUUUAUAUAUUUAAAUUUUUGGAGAGGAUCCUUGUAAAUAAUAAUGUGAUACAUGAACCCUAUUGCUCACUGUGGCCCUCUAUGAGAUGGGUUCUAGGUUGACUUUCAAAAGAUGUCAUGGAUACUGACAAAUGUAGAAAACAAAACCAAAAGAAACAGUAAUUCAGUAAUCGGUCAGUCUUAUUCAUUUCAGGUGCUUGAUAGCGGAGGUACAGUUUCAUAUUUAAUAUGACUGGAUGUAUGUAUUUUCUAUGGGCUUUCUUUGGGGUGGGGGGCAGCACAUGGACUCUUUUAAAUCAUGAAUGAGCAGACCUAAUCAUAUGGCAAUGCCACAAUCAGCAAAACACGAUUGUUUUUCAUAUACUGUAAAUUGUUAUUUCUGUUAAGCGCUCUAACUGUCAUUGCAAAAGGAUACACCGUAGUAUGUUCUAUAACCUGUUGCCUUGGUCCAAAGCAGUUGUACUAUUCCAGUUGAAUGUGAUGGUGUGGGAGAGGUUAUGAAUGCAUAUGAUAUGUUCUCCUGUAUUCCUCUCACUGUACAUCUGUUUGGCUUUCGUCACACGACCCGUUGUGGUCAGGCUGUCCUGCGCGCCGUACACAAUUAACGCAAGACACAAAGCAAAAAGAAAAAGGUUUGACACUCGCCUUCAGAUUGUCACACCCGAUAGGCAGUGCUUUCCUGCCGUUGUUCAAAGUUCAGCAUUCCAUGUUCCCUCUCUUCUGUCAGAGGAAGUUAACCAUACUGCACAGAGCUCAGCCAAUCAGAGGGUGUGUUUUCAUAGUGUCUGUCGCCUGUCACUGUUUUGAAAAAAAAAAGGUUCAGGGCAGUCUGUUACCAAGAAAAAUAAAAUGGUGGUUGGAAACAAAAAAAACAGACAAAUGAAUUUAAAAAAAUAGAAGUAAAAUUCAUUCCGAUUUUUUUAAAUGAAUUUGUACACUCUUCAAUAUGCUCUUGUGAAAAAUCUCUCUGUAGCUGAACUUGGUCUUAGAAGUAUUUGAGCCUGAAAACCAGUUCAUCACAUCAGUACGUUUACAUUUGUCUUUAACAGAACGACCACACACAUACGAUCACCAAAUACUGGCUUCCUGUAUGAACCUUUUUUUAGUUGUUGACUUUUGUUUGUUUGUUUUUUUGUUUCAAGAAUGCUGUAUUUUUGAGUAUAAUGUAUAGUAUUAAUAUAAUAAGUCUUUUGUAAAAUCUUAAGAGGACUUUGUUUUCUAUUUUUGUAUCCAGGGGAGGAGCUAUAUUCGUGGCUAUAUUUAUUUAGAAUAUCUCUGUUUCCGUUUCAUAACAACCAAAUGUACCGGUUGAGGGAAGGGGGUAAGUGGUAAGAACAGGAAGAGAGCACAGAAAUGAAAUAGCUUUAAAAUGCUACUUUCUGUUUGACUUUGUUUUUUUCGAAGCUAGACCUUUGACAUGCACUGUUUUUGCAGGAUAUGUAGACAUAUCCCUUUAACGCUGGGAUUGAGAUUCUUACACUGACUCUUUGUAAAGACACUCGCUGUAUGUGAGAAUGUUGGCAGGUUGUUUCUCAUGUAUGUUGGCUUGUAUAUCUAACUACUGGCUUCUUGAUGCACUGACUUGUGGUGGUGGGAUCCAGACACUUGGAACAUGUAUUGCUUAUGUAAUGCAGUGGCCCAGAGUGGUACAGUACCAUUAUUGCUUUACUCGAAAUCAGGGAUCAUCAACUCUGGCCCUCGAACCCAAAUCCAGCCCUCGUUUUCUUUUUAUUCUGGGUAAUUAGUGCUACUGAUUGGCCCAGAAGUCUGUUUUCCCACCUGACUCCCAGGUAAAGGGAAGGUUGGAAAACCAGCAGUUCUCGGCCCUCGAAGACCACGAGUUGCUGAUCCCUGCUCCAAAUAGUUUCAAAUGUAUACCAAUGUACACUUUAGCAGAUGUAUACGUACACACUUAUGUGUGUAUAUGUAUGUGUAUAAGUAUGUAUAUACUUAGUUAUGUUCAUGUUGUACAGUUUUUUUUGUUCUAUUUUUUUUUUUAAUGCAGUUUUUAACAGACUGAUAUCUGUAGAUAUCUGGCAUUUUUUCAGCUUUUCAGUAGUAAUGUUGAGGCAAAGAAUUGUACAUUUGCUUUUAAUAAAGAAAACAAAAGUG
Messenger RNA from Conger conger (European conger), 8947 nucleotides. It is a transcript of the gene atp11a, whose product is annotated as ATPase phospholipid transporting 11A. Lineage: Eukaryota; Metazoa; Chordata; Actinopteri; Anguilliformes; Congridae. The transcript has 29 exons. Gene Ontology annotation, molecular function: magnesium ion binding; ATPase-coupled intramembrane lipid carrier activity; ATP binding. Bases 374 to 3946 code for a protein of 1190 amino acids. The record is from RefSeq and is a predicted model, not a curated record. Gene Ontology annotation, biological process: phospholipid translocation. Gene Ontology annotation, cellular component: recycling endosome; plasma membrane; endoplasmic reticulum.